AUGCAUAGGGCCAAACCGGACCAAGGACGAGAUUUAAUAGCCGCUGUCUUUUAUAACGCGCUGGCGUUACGGGAAAAAAUUGAAUGCAACAAAUGUAAAGGGGCAUGGAUGAACAUAAACCGAAUCGAUUACAUUGAAGAUGGAGAAGAAGGAUAUGCAGAAAUAAGAAAAAAGACAAAUAGACGAUACAAGAGCAACAAGGAAGGACAGAAAACUGUAAGAGAAUUAAAAUUCUCAGCAGAUGUAGAAGUCAUUAUGGAACAAGAUGAAUUAGCUAGAGAAAAAAUAGCAUGCAACAAAUGUGGAACAAUUGGAACUAUACAAAAAAAUGGAAGAAACCAAGAAAAACCACCGAAGCCACAUUACAAAUGCAAACUCUGCGAAAAAGGAACAACGUUUGCUGAGAUGAAAACUAUUUUAAAAUAUGAAACACCAAUAACAAACGAGAAACAGAUGGAAAUGGAUACAGAAGAUAAAAGUGAUUUUGCAGACGACGACGAGAAUGAUGUGUCAGAUAUUGUAGACACGGAAAUGGAACAAGAUGGAGAACUAGCAGGAAAAAUAAAUGUCUGGAACGAAAUGAAACACUAA
Mucor mucedo is the source of this 591-nucleotide messenger RNA. RefSeq lists its product as uncharacterized. NCBI's taxonomy places the organism in Eukaryota, Fungi, Mucoromycota, Mucoromycetes, Mucorales, Mucoraceae. The coding region runs from base 1 to 591 and encodes 196 amino acids. The record is from RefSeq and is a predicted model, not a curated record. The transcript has 3 exons.